This is a messenger RNA of Cataglyphis hispanica, 589 nucleotides long. It is a transcript of the gene mRpL42, whose product is annotated as 39S ribosomal protein L42, mitochondrial. Gene Ontology annotation, cellular component: mitochondrial large ribosomal subunit. NCBI's taxonomy places the organism in Eukaryota, Metazoa, Arthropoda, Insecta, Hymenoptera, Formicidae. The transcript has 2 exons. The coding region runs from base 117 to 470 and encodes 117 amino acids. The record is from RefSeq and is a predicted model, not a curated record.
AAAAAUAUAAGCUUUACGUAUGCGACGAAUUUUAUGAGGUUAAAAUCAAAUAUUUACAUGAGUUUCUUCUCGAGGAGAAUAUGUAAAAGUAUAUUAAAUCACAUAUACAUAUCAAGAUGAAUCCUACGUUCCGCAUGGUUCGAGCUUGCAUAUAUUCUGCAAGAUAUGUCAAGUACAGUACUUUACCUUCGGAAGCAGUAAUAUUUACGGAAGAUGAUAGAAUGGUUGUCUGUUGGCAUCCAGAGAAACAAUUUCCAUAUGAAUGUUCCUUACCCCUGCCUAAAGAGCAGCCAGAUAAUUCUGUAUUAUGUAUCGGAGAAAAAGACAUUGCAGAUGUUUUUAGGAAAAAGAAGCAAAAUGAGAUUGUGCAUGAAUUAGCAAAGAUUACAUACACUACCAAACAUAGAUGGUAUCCUAGAAGCAGAGACAAAAAAGCGAAACAGACCGAACCUGACAGACCAUACUUGUAAUCUUUUAAAGGAAAUUGCAAAAAUUUCUUGGCUGAAAGAAAAGUACUUUUUCCUUAAAUUUGCUUUAUACAUGUAGUUAUUUUUUAGGAAAUAUAUAAAUAAAUGCUGUAAAAAGAUAA